This is a messenger RNA of Penicillium alfredii, 999 nucleotides long. It is a transcript of the gene thiA, whose product is annotated as thiamine thiazole synthase. Bases 1 to 999 code for a protein of 332 amino acids. Lineage: Eukaryota; Fungi; Ascomycota; Eurotiomycetes; Eurotiales; Aspergillaceae. The transcript has 2 exons. The record is from RefSeq and is a predicted model, not a curated record. Gene Ontology annotation, biological process: thiamine biosynthetic process.
AUGUCUCCCCCCGCUGCUAUCUUUGAGCCUGCCACUGUCGCCCCUACUGGCAUCAAGGGCAAGGUGACCGUCCCCGAGACGGUGUCCACCACCUUGACCGGCCAGGGCCAGUCCAAGCUGCUGGAGCAGUUCGGCGGCAAAUGGGAUGAGUUCAAGUUCGCCCCGAUCCGCGAGAGCCAGGUCUCGCGCGCCAUGACCCGGCGCUACUUUCAGGACCUGGACAACUACGCCGAGAGCGAUGUUGUCAUUGUCGGCGCCGGGUCGUGUGGUCUGAGCACCGCCUACGUGCUCGCCAAGGCGCGCCCUGACCUGAAGAUUGCCAUUCUGGAGGCUUCUGUGUCGCCGGGUGGCGGUGCCUGGCUGGGUGGCCAGCUCUUCUCGGCCAUGGUCCUGCGCCGACCCGCCGACGCUUUCCUGACGGAGCUGGGCGUGCCCUUCGAAGAGGAGCCGUCGAACCCGAACUUCGUGGUCGUCAAGCACGCCGCGCUGUUCACGUCGACGCUGCUGUCACGGGUUCUGUCGUUCCCGAACGUCAAGCUGUUCAACGCAACCUGCGUCGAGGACCUGAUCACACGCCCGGACCCCAGCACCAACGACGUGCGCCUGGCCGGUGUGGUGGUCAACUGGACGCUGGUGACGCUGCACCACGACGACCACUCGUGCAUGGACCCCAACACGAUCAACGCACCCAUCAUCGUCAGCACGACGGGCCACGACGGACCCUUCGGCGCGUUCUGCGCCAAACGGCUCGUCUCCAUGAACGCCAUCGAGAAGCUCGGCGGCAUGCGCGGCCUCGAUAUGAACGCUGCCGAGGACGCUAUCGUCAAGAACACCCGUGAGGUCACCAAGGGUCUCAUCAUUGGUGGUAUGGAGCUGUCGGAGAUCGACGGCUUCAACCGCAUGGGCCCUACUUUCGGCGCUAUGGCUAUGAGUGGUGUUAAGGCCGCUGAGGAGACCCUGCGUGUCUUCGAUGACCGCAAGCGCGAGUGCGCUGAGUAA